ACACCACGAAGAAGAAAAUAACGGAAGCUCACAAACGGCGCCGAAUGAAAGUCGCACCGUCCCUGAUGGCUGAACUACAAUCGCCUCUCUCAGUAUAGCUUUUAAUGACCUCAGUUGUAAUUUUUGUGUUCAUAUAAAACGUACAACAAUCACAUGCUGUCCUCAAGAAGUCAAUAAGAUUAUUGCAUGAGACGAGCACGAUGGAUGCCGACCAGCAGCUGAGAAACGUAAGUCAUUCUUGCUAGCUCCGUGAUUUCCUUCUUGUGUACAACCGCAUGACGGAGAACUGCUUCCAACACUGCACUAGUAACUUCAACUACAGGAACCUAACUAUGGAUGAGGAGCGCUGCGUGGACAACUGCGCGGGGAAGCUGAUCCGCUCCAACCAUCGCCUGAUGGGAACCUAUGUGCAGCUGAUGCCUCGCAUGAUGCAGCGGCGGAUGGACGAGAUCGAGAGCAAGGCCGCUGAGAACGCCAAGGCGGCGGAAGCGGUAGAAACCUCUGCUGUCGCCACGGCGACACCUCAGGAAUUGCAAUUGCCGCAGCCAGUGACCGACCGGUGACGUCUAUAUUUCACUAACUGAGACACGAAUGCUCGGCUGAUUAAAAAAAACAAACUCUGGAAUGAACAACCAUGUUAUCAGGAAGUCAUGCCUUCUAGAACAUAGGAGAUUUAUUUGGGGUUCAUCAGAAUCACUUUAAAUGGUAACAGAUGUGUGCUCAUUCCCAAAUAGCACAAGUUUGAAUAUUUGUUAUGGAGAGUGCACAAUUGUGCAUCCACGUUGUCUUGGUUGUUUUUCUGCUCUGUGAAACAUUUUUAUUCUCUUAAUAAGUUGUACAGGUUAUAGGUCAAUAAAAUUUUGAAAUGGUU
Hippocampus zosterae (dwarf seahorse) is the source of this 871-nucleotide messenger RNA. RefSeq names its product translocase of inner mitochondrial membrane 10 homolog B (yeast) (gene timm10b). Lineage: Eukaryota; Metazoa; Chordata; Actinopteri; Syngnathiformes; Syngnathidae. The coding region runs from base 276 to 563 and encodes 95 amino acids. The transcript has 3 exons. The record is from RefSeq and is a predicted model, not a curated record. Gene Ontology annotation, cellular component: mitochondrial intermembrane space chaperone complex.